UGGGACAUUCCUGCCGAGCAGCCCCUCCCUGCAAGUCCCUCAGUGCGCAGACUCGCGGCUCUCCGCUGUCAGGGCAAGGCAGACUGACAGUAUGGCGGCGGGGUGCAGCUGGAAGGAUGCUACUGUCGCCCGUGAUGUGUAUAUUGCCGGUAGGACGUAAAUGGACAAUUGACGGCAAAAAGAAAAGAGGAUUUAGCGAGAAAGGCUCGUCGCCGUGAGCUCCAAAGAUGGCCAGGCUCGCCGACUACUAUUUAGUGGUCGGUUACGACCUCGACAAGCGAGUGGAGGGUGAAGGGCUAGGUCGCAUUCUCCAGCGGUUUCCUGAGAAAGACUGGGAGGACAGCCCGUUCCCACAAGGCAUAGAGCUGUUCUGUCAGCCCAGCGGUUGGCAGCUGGUUCCUGAGCGGCAACCUGCUUCCUUCUUUGUAGCGGUUUUGACCGACAUCAACUCAGAGCGUCACUACUGUGCCUGCUUCACCUUCUGGGAGGGCCUGGACAACCCCCAGCUGCAGAAGGCUAAGGCCAGCGAGGCGGAUGAGGUGGACGAGGGGCUCGCCGUCGUCCAAUCGGCUCAGGUCUUCGCCCCCAAGAGCCUGGUGCUGGUGUCCCGACUGGACUACACCGAGGUGUUCAGGAACUGUCUGGGUCUGAUCUACACCGUCCAUGUCGACGGCCUGUCUGUCCCCUUGGAAACGGUAAUCGGGAACCUCCUCACGUGUAUCAUCCCCAUCGCUGGAGGCUCCCAGAUAGAGGAGUCCCCAGUUUGUAGUUUAGACACGUUUCCUCAGGCCCUGGCCUGUGACUGGCUGCUGGCCUGUCUCCAGCCGGGCCAGGAGGAGAGAGAGGAGAGUUUGAGGACUAUAACGUUAGGUGCUGGCGACCGGCAAGUUAUCCAGACUCCCAUCGAUGACGCACUUCCUGUCAGUGGCAGCACCGUGGCCCAGCUCUUCAGACAGCUCGGGAUAGUCAACGUGCUGUAUCUGUUCUGUGCCGCGCUGACGGAACAUAAGAUCCUGUUCCUGUCCAGCAGCUACCAGAGGCUGACCGACGCCUGCCGGGGAUUGCUGGCCAUCAUGUUCCCCCUCAAAUACAGCUUCACCUACGUUCCCAUCCUGCCGGGGAAACUGCUGGAGGUCCUGAGCACCCCCACCCCCUUCAUCAUCGGUGUCAACUCAUUCUUUCGCUCGGAGACACAAGAAUUGUUGGAUGUGAUCAUCGCUGACCUGGACGGUGGCACGGUGACCAUCCCCGAGUGUGUCCACAUCUCCCUGCUGCCUGAGCCGCUCCUCCAGCAGACCCAGACUGUGCUCUCCAUGGUUUUGGAUCCAGAGCUGGAGGUCGCUGAUCACGCCUUCCCCCCUCUCUCCACACAACCCUCGGCACUCAAGAUCCAGGAUAAGGAGAUCCGGGGAGUCUUCCUGUGGCUGUUCGCUCGGCUCUUCCAGGGCUAUCGCUGGUGUUUACACAUCAUCCGCAUUCACCCAGAACCAGUGAUCCGCUUCCACAAGGCUGCCUUCCUGGGUCAGAGGUCGCUGACGGAGGACGACUUCCUCAUGAAGGUGUUGGACGGCAUGGCGUUUGCGGGCUUCGUGUCGGAGCGAGGGCCUCCUUACAGAGCCACCGACCUGUUUGAUGACCUGGUGGCCAAUCACGUGGAGCGGAUACGACAAGAGGAGGCCUGUCCACACAAAGUCCUGAAUCACGUCAAAGAACUGGCUGAGCUGCUCUUCAAAAAUGAGAAUCCGUACCCCGCUGUGGCCAUGCACAAAGUCCAGCGGCCGUCAGAAAACAGCCAGAGCGCGGGAAACAAUCGGACGCCGUUCCCUGCGCUGGACGAUGUCGCUGUGCAGCUCUUCAUCGACCACGCUGCCGCCAAGCUCAAGACUGCACCUCCUGUGGUCAAGGCGGAGCUCAAGGGCAUGGUGCCAUCUGGGCCCCCGCUGGGAGACACCGUGGACAGGAACGGCAUCGUGAUGGCCAACAGCGCCCGCAGGCUGGAGGUGGUCAGGAACUGCAUCACGUACAUCUUCGAGAACAAGAUGCUGGAGGCCAAGAAGUUAAUGCCAGCUGUACUGCGGGCGCUGAAGGGUCGGGCUGCCCGGAUUUGUUUGACCCAGGAGCUCAAUCAGCACGUCCUGCAGAACCGAGCUGUGCUGGAUGACCAGCAGUUUGACUACAUUGUCCGAAUGAUGAACUGCACCUUACAGGACUGCUCGCAUAUAGAUGAACAUGGUAUCGCAGCUGCCCUCCUUCCACUGGUCACAGCCUUCUGCAGAAAAAUGGGCGCGGGCAUCACUCAGUUUGCCUACAGCUGCGUCCAGGAGCACAUGGUGUGGACCACGAUGCAGUUCUGGGAGGCCAUGUUCUACAGCGACGUUCAGAGCCACAUCCGAGCUCUGUACCUAGAGACAGAAGAGGGAGAGCAGCACAACAACUCUGAGCAGCCAGACGGGUCAGGCAGUCGGAGGGAGAUCAGCGCCCUGGAGCUGGCGUCGGAGCAGAGCCGCCUGUGGCCGACACUCAGCAAGGAGCUGCAGACGGAGCGCGUGCAGAAGGAGGAGAGCACGGUGUUCAGCCAGGCCAUCCACUACGCCAACAGGAUGAGCUACCUGCUGCUGCCGCUGGACACCAGCAAGAACCGGCUGCUGAGGAGCUCCGGCCUCGGCGACGUGGAAAGCGUCAGCAACAGCUACGUCACAAACAGUAUUGCGGGCAGCAUGGCGGAGAGCUACGACACAGAGAGCGGCUUCGAAGACGCCGAGAGCUCCGACGUGGCUAACUCGGUGGUGCGCUUCAUUAACCGCUUCGUAGACAAAGUGUGUAACGAGAGCGGCGUGACCAACAAGCACCUGAAGGCUCUCCACGCCAUGAUCCCAGAUAUUGUUCAGAUGCAUAUCGAGACGUUAGACGCAGUCCACCGGGAGAGUAAGAGGCUGCCUCCGAUCCAAAAGCCCAAGCUGCUGAGGCCGACGCUGUUGCCCGGGGAGGAGCUGGUGAUGGACGGCAUGCGGGUCCACCUGAUCCCCGACGGCCGCGAGGAGGCCACGGGGCUGAUGGGAGGGCCGCCUCUGCUCCCUGCUGAGGGCGCCAUCUUCCUCACCAACUACCGGCUCAUCUUCAAGGGCACGCCCAACGACCCACUGGUGGGGGAGCAGGUGGUGACUCGCUCCUUCCCCAUUGCCUCUCUGACUAAGGAGAAGAGGAUCUCGGUCACCAUACCAAUGGAUCAGUUCGUCCAGGAGGGGCUACAGCUGCGCUCCUGCACCUUCCAGCUGAUGAAGAUUGCGUUUGACGAGGAGGUCGCGUCAGACCUGGCUGAGGUUUUCAGGAAGCACAUGCACAAGCUGCGCUAUCCUCAGCACGUCCAGGGCACCUUCGCCUUCACUGUGGGUCAGUGCGGGAAGAUGGUGGUGGAGCACAAGACCAAGGACAAGAACCAGUCACUCAGGACACUGUCCAAAAACCUGGUGAAGAGUGCCAAGAGGACCAUCGGCCGGCAGUAUGUGACCAAGAAGAAGUAUUCUCCCCCCACCUGGGAAAACCGGAGCAGCUUCCAGUCAGAGCUGGAUGAGGAUGAAAUUUCGGUUUCAGAGGAAGUGGACCAGAGCUCCCUCACCCUCUCCUCCACUAUGCGCUCAUCCGACAGACAGACCAUGAGCAACGUCGUGGAGCGCGCCUGUUGCCGCGACUACCAGCGCCUGGGUCUGGGCACGCUCAGUAACAGCCUGACGCGUUCGAAAAACGAGCCUUUCAGGAUUUCCACCGUCAACCGCAUGUACACCGUCUGCAGGAGCUACCCCGGCCUGCUCAUUGUGCCUCAGAGCAUCCCAGACACAACAAUACAGAGAAUCUGCCGCUGCUACCGGCAGAAUCGCUUCCCCGUAGUUUGCUGGAGGAAUUCCCGAACAAAGGCCGUCCUGCUGCGAUCUGCAGGCCUCCACGCAAAGGGGGUGGUGGGCUUCUUCAAGUCCCCUAAUGCCCCUGCUUCAGGGCCCUCCCAGGCCGACUCCACCAGUCUGGAGCAGGAGAAGUACCUCCAGGCCAUCAUCAGCUCCAUGCCUUCUUACAGCGACAGCAGUGGCAGGAACACACUCAGCGGCUUCACCUCCACACACAUGAGCACCUCCGACUCCUCAGACAAGCUGAGGCAGCCCAAGAUCGGUGCUCUGAUGAAGCAGGUGAUGGGCACCAGGGAGGAUGUUCCCGGGACGUUCAGCAGAGGAGCUCUUGGUCAAAGGGCGAAAGUCAUCUCCCUCUCUCAGCCCAAAGUGUCUGGCAAGGCCAGGAACCCUUCUAGAGGUAAAUGGGGCAGUAUCCGGGGCAGCGGGCGUCUAAGUGCCUACAACCCAGACGUGGGGACGCGCCUGGCGGGGAAAGAGUCCCCGCAGUCCAACGGAGGGCCGGGCGAGGCACUGUUUCUCCGCCAGCAGAAGGCCUACCUCUACAUCAUUGGAGACAAGGCCCAGCUCAAGGGAGGGAAGCAGGACUCGUUCCAGCAGUGGGAGGUGGUUCCCAUCGAGGUGUGCGACGUGCGGCAGGUGAAGAACAGCUUCAAGAAGCUGAUGAAGGCCUGCGUGCCCAGCUCCUCCACCACUGACCCCAACAUGAGCUUCCUGCGCUGCCUGGAGGAGUCGGAGUGGAUGGCUCUGCUACACAGAGUGCUGCAGGUGUCUGUGCUGGUGGUGGAGCUUCUGGACACGGGCUCGUCGGUCAUGGUCAGCCUGGAGGACGGCUGGGACGUCACCACACAGGUGGUGUCCCUGGUGCAGCUGCUGUCUGAUCCAUACUACCGGACCUUUGACGGCUUCCGGCUGCUGGUGGAGAAGGAAUGGCUGUCGUUUGGCCACAGAUUUAGCCACCGUGGAGCGCAGACGCUGGGCAGCCAGAACAGCGGCUUCACCCCCGUCUUCCUGCAGUUCCUCGACUGCGUACACCAGAUCCACCUGCAGUUCCCCAUGGAGUUUGAGUUCAGUCAGUACUACCUGAAGUUCUUGGCCUACCACUAUGUGUCCAACCGCUUCCGCACCUUCCUGCUCGACUCCGACUACGAACGCAUCGAGCUGGGAGUGCUGUAUGAGGAGAAAGGUGAGAGGAGAAGCCCUCAGGUGUGUAAGUCUGUGUGGGACUACAUCGACCGACUCAACAAGAAAACCCCCGUCUUCUACAACUACAUGUUCUCUCCUGAAGACGACGAGGUGCUGCGGCCGUACACCUUCAACUCCAACCUGAAGGUGUGGGACUUCUACAUGGAGGAGACCCUGUCGGAGGGGCCCUCCUACGACUGGGAGCUGAGGGGCCGGCAGGAGCGCGUGGCGGAGGAGACGCCGGAGAGACCCGACAGCAGCGGCCCCAAAUCGCAGCGGCACAUCGUGUGGCCGUGCUACGACAGCCUGAGCAAGGUAGUGCCCGACGCCAUCACCAAGCUGCUGCAGGACCUGCAGAGCCUGGAGGCGGAGCUCGGCCAGACGUCGGAGAAGUGGAAGGACACGUGGGAUAAAAUCAAGAACGCGCAGAGGACUGAGAUCAAACUGGAGAGCAAGCCGUCGUUCUCCAGCUCCCUGCUGAUGUCGUCCAACCUGAGCCACCAACGGCGCUCUCAGGGCGUGUACCUGCAGGAGAGCGGCGUGGGCUCCUCCAUCAACCUGGCUCUGGACUGCGAGGCCAGCGCCACCUCCACCCCCGCCGCCGGGCGGCCGAGCACCAGCACGCUCUACAGCCAGUUCCAGAGCACGGAGAGCGAGAACAGGAGUUUUGAAGGCAUCCUUUAUAAGAGAGGGGCGCUGUUGAAACCAUGGAAACCGCGGUGGUUUGUUCUGGACAAGACCAAACAUCAGCUGAGAUACUACGAGAGCAGGCGGGACAAGGAGUGUAAAGGGGUGAUAGAGCUGGCCGAAGUGGAAUCGGUCAUUCCAGGAACGUCUGCCAUGGGAGCACCCAAAAACAUCGAGGAGAAAGCCUUCUUUGAUCUCAAGACGACCAAACGGGUGUACAACUUCUGUGCCCAGGACAGCCUCAACGCACAGCUGUGGAUGGACAGUGUUCAGAGCUGCCUGUCGGACGCCUAGACAGGAGCAGGGACUCUUUUUUUUGUUUUUUGUUUUUUUAUUUUAAGGAGCAAUGCAACCAGGAACGAAUGAGCGGUGCUGCGGCACCUGACGGACACCUCUGCCAGGCCGAUCACAGCGGAGCAGGGGGGGGGGGUGCCUUUCACCACUUAAGCUCGGUUCUGUUCGCUAGUGUUGAACUAAUAACCUUGCGUCACAACGUUUCAGUGUUUUUGUUAUAAAAAAAUUUUUUUAAAAAGACAGAAAAAAAAUGUACUGAAGAACCACUCGCUGUCGUCUCACCAAGUAGCUGCAGCC
Messenger RNA from Perca flavescens (yellow perch), 6362 nucleotides. It is a transcript of the gene sbf1, whose product is annotated as SET binding factor 1. NCBI's taxonomy places the organism in Eukaryota, Metazoa, Chordata, Actinopteri, Perciformes, Percidae. Gene Ontology annotation, cellular component: cytoplasmic vesicle. The record is from RefSeq and is a predicted model, not a curated record. The coding region runs from base 228 to 6065 and encodes 1945 amino acids. Gene Ontology annotation, biological process: regulation of Rab protein signal transduction. The transcript has 43 exons.